AUCAGAAAAGACAGUUCACAUGGGAGAACUCAGAAAGAAGAAAACUGUACCCAUCUUUUGUCACCUUCAAUCUUUCCAUCUUCUUCUUCAAGAGCAACAUUCACUCUUCAAUCAAUCCUUCUACUUUCUUCUUCCAUGGGUAAGGUAGACUACUAACACAUGCAAUAAUUUAACCAUUUCUUUUAUUCUCUUUCAAACCCUUUGCAUAUUUUUCAUCUUUGUCAAAUUUCUUCGUCUAUAUUUCCUUUGGUUUUUGCUCUCUCCAUACAAAAGUAUGAGGAGUAUUGCAACUUGUUAUAAUGAACAUGCCAUUAAAGUAUCCGAUUCAUAUUGUUCCGGCCCUUCAAACCGAUCCUAUCUUUCUCCAAACUUGAUCCCUUCAACCCCAAAUUCAGUUUCUUGUAUUUACAAAACCCAACUCUCUUCUGAAAAACACCUCCUCAUAACAUUAAGUUGGUGCAAUAAAUUAUUAGGCCAUGGUCUCAGUAUUAACGUCUGUGACAACACACGUCAUCCCUCCAAAUUCAAUGUUAAUUCUCACCAGUUGAGUCAUAACAAAGGCAGCAAAAUUUUCGAAUCUUGCAAUUCAAAGGUUGAAGUUUUCUGGGAUGUUUCCAAUGCUCAGUAUGAGAAUGGACCUGAACCGAGCCAUGAGUUUUAUGUAAUCGUUUUGGUUGAUUCUGAACUUGGUCUAAUCCUUGGAGACAUGAAUGAAGAACAAGAGGAACUCAACGUUAAAAAUCUGAAAUCAAAAUACCCAGUUAGGAAAUUCUCAUUAGUUUCAAGAUUCGAGAGGUUUUCGGGUUCGACUGUGUAUUCAACAAAGGCGAAGUUUUGUGAUUCGGGAAACGCUCAUGAAAUUUUGAUAAAGUGUAUGGGAGAAAAGGAAGGAUCAAGAAAUAAUCCAGUUCUAUCAGUGAGUAUUGAUGAGAAGAAAAUAUUUCAAGUGAAGAGAUUGAGGUGGAAUUUCAGAGGAAACCAGACGAUAUUUUUGGAUGAUUUGUUGGUGGACAUGAUGUGGGAUGUCCAUGACUGGUUUUUUAAAGAAGGAAAUUCAGGUUGUGCUAUUUUCUUGUUCAGAACAAGGAGUGGAUUGGAUAGCAGGUUGUGGUUGGAAGAGAAGAAUUUAAAGCAAAAGGGAAAAGAAUGGGUUGAUGAGCAAUUCUCUUUGUUGAUUUGUGCCUGUAAGAAUCAAUACUAAUUACACUUUUCUUCUAAUUUUUUUUUUU
This is a messenger RNA of Pistacia vera, 1229 nucleotides long. RefSeq lists its product as uncharacterized. The coding region runs from base 275 to 1201 and encodes 308 amino acids. The record is from RefSeq and is a predicted model, not a curated record. NCBI's taxonomy places the organism in Eukaryota, Viridiplantae, Streptophyta, Magnoliopsida, Sapindales, Anacardiaceae. The transcript has a single exon.